AUGCCUUCAGGACACGUCGAUAACGCGAUUGGUAUCGCCAACCUGCCAAACCAAAGGCACAAGAUUGUAGCGAAGAGAGGCGCUGCUUUCACUAUUAUGGUGGUUGGGGAGAGUGGUCUAGGAAAGACUACUUUCGUAAACACACUGUUUAGUACAACAAUUAAAAAUUAUUCAGAGCAUCGUCUCCGUCACAAGAAGCAGAUGGACAAGACAGUCGAAAUUGCAAUCACCAAAGCAGAGCUUGAGGAGAAGUUCUUCAAAGUUCGCCUUACCGUUAUUGACACCCCCGGGUUUGGAGACUAUGUGAACAACAGAGACUCGUGGAUGCCUAUUAUCGAAUUUCUUGACGAUCAACAUGAAUCAUACAUGCUUCAAGAGCAGCAACCUCGCCGUACGGACAAGAUCGAUCUCCGUGUGCAUGCAUGUUUGUAUUUCAUCAGACCCACUGGCCACACCCUGAAACCUCUCGAUAUCGAAGUCAUGAAGCGCCUGUCGUCUCGUGUCAAUCUGAUUCCCGUUGUUGCCAAGGCCGAUACUCUUUCACCAGCGGAUCUAACUCUAUUCAAACAGAGGAUCCGCGCUGUCAUCGAAGCACAGGGUAUCAAGAUUUAUCAACCCCCCAUCGAGGAAGAUGACGAAGCCGCUGCCCAGCACGCUCGAAGCUUGAUGGCUGCUAUGCCGUUCGCCGUCAUUGGCAGUGAGAAAGAUGUCAAGACUGCCGAUGGUCGCGUUGUCAAAGGACGCCAAUAUUCAUGGGGCGUUGCUGAGGUUGAAAACGAAGAACACUGCGAUUUUAAGAAACUCCGUAGCAUUCUCAUUCGCACACACAUGCUCGAUUUGAUUCACACCACUGAGGAACAGCAUUACGAAGCAUAUCGCGCGCAACAGAUGGAGACCCGCAAGAUGGGAGAGGCCCGUCCAAGGAAGCUGGAUAAUCCUAAGUUCAAGGAAGAGGAAGAGAAUCUGAGGAAGAGGUUUACCGAGCAAGUCAAGAAAGAAGAGGCUAGAUUCAGGCAAUGGGAGCAGAAACUGAUUUCGGAGCGCGACCGUUUGAACAAAGAUUUGGAGAGCACCCACGCUGCGAUCAAACAAUUGGAGAUGGAGCUAGAGAACAUGCAAGGGAAUGUUGUUCGAAGCCAUGGUAGACGUUAA
Messenger RNA from Morchella importuna, 1152 nucleotides. RefSeq lists its product as uncharacterized. Gene Ontology annotation, biological process: cytoskeleton-dependent cytokinesis. Gene Ontology annotation, molecular function: GTP binding; molecular adaptor activity; GTPase activity. Gene Ontology annotation, cellular component: microtubule cytoskeleton; cell division site; septin ring. Lineage: Eukaryota; Fungi; Ascomycota; Pezizomycetes; Pezizales; Morchellaceae. The coding region runs from base 1 to 1152 and encodes 383 amino acids. The record is from RefSeq and is a predicted model, not a curated record. The transcript has 7 exons.